CGCGAGGUGUGACUUUUACUGUGUUUUACUGUGUUUUACCGCGUUCACUACAGUUUAUCUCUGAGUGGGUCAGCGUAAGAUGCGCUUGCGGUUAAAGGAUAGGGGGUCCUCGCGCAGCUGCUGUUCUCCCGUGGAGCGUCGCAACAACUUCAAGCGGAGAUGAACGGCACGAUGGGCACGGCCCAUUCCCGGGACCCCACCAUCCCGGCCAUCAUGUUCAUCUUCGGCGUGGUGGGCAACGUGAUCGCGGUGGUGGUCCUGCGCAAGACGCGCAAGGAGCAGAAGGAGACCACCUUCUACACGCUGGUGUGCGGCCUGGCCGUCACCGAUCUGCUGGGCACGCUGCUGGCCAGCCCCGUCACCAUCGCCACCUACAUGAAAGGCCGCUGGCCGGGCGGGGACCCCCUGUGCCAGUACUCGGGCUUCGUGCUGCUGUUCUUCUCGCUGGCCGGCCUGAGCUUUACCUGCACCAUGUCCGUGGAGCGCUACCUGGCCAUCAACCACGCCUACCUGUACAGCCGCUACGUGGACCAGCGGCUCGCGGCGUUCGCCAUCGCCGCCAUCUACGUGACCAACGUGCUGUUCUGCGCGCUGCCCAUCAUGGGCCUGGGCAGCGUGGUGCGCCAGUUCCCCGGCAGCUGGUGCUUCAUCGACUGGCGCACCAAUGCGAGCGCGCACGCCGCCUUCUCCUACAUGUACGCGGGCGUGAGCUCAGCGCUCGUGCUCGUCACCGUGGCGUGCAACGUGCUCGUGUGCGGCGCGCUCAUCAUGAUGCACCGGCGCUUCGUGCGCCGCACCUCGCUGGGCACGGACGGCGCGCGCGUGCACGCCGAGCUGCGGCGGCGGAGAAGCUUCGCGCGCAUGGCCGGUGCCGAGAUCCAGAUGGUCAUCGUGCUCAUCGCCACCUCGGCCGUCGUGCUCAUCUGCUCCAUCCCACUUGUGGUGCGUGUUUUUGUGAACCAGCUGUACCGUUACCCAGAGAUGAAAGUGGUCGAGGGCAACCCAGACCUGCAGGCCAUACGCAUUGCUUCGGUCAACGCCAUUCUGGACCCAUGGAUCUACAUCCUGUUGAGGAAGACGGUGCUGCAGAAGGUUCUCGAGAAGGUCAAGUGCCUUUUCUGCCGGAUGGGCGGGCGGAGCCACGGUCCGGGCCACGGGGAGUUCCGCUGCGGUGGCGGAACGCGCAUGUCCACGGUCAUUUCACGAGACUCGCCCACACUGGUAGCGCAAGAGCUGCGAGAUGUGGUCAGCACCUCGCAGACCUACCUGUACCCUCCUGAUGUGGUGGAAAAGAACGGGGGUAGCAUUUGCAUACCCAGAACUUACCCCUGUCCAACAGAGCAGACGCUUUUACAGGACCCCCAGGGCUCGGAGUCUGUAAAUGGGCAGAGCUCUGCUGGGAAAACAGAAAGGACAGAUAUGGAGGCUGAAAAGCAAGGAACGCAGACUGUGGUGUGCACCCAAGUGAGCAAAUCGUCACAGAGUUGCAAGCAACAGAUUCUUCAAGUGACCUUCACGGACGAGACGCUGAACUUACAAGAAAGGUGUAUAUGAGCUGGAUCAGUUCAGUUCAGUGGUGUUUAAUGAAUGUACAUGCUGAUGAUCCAGCAGAAGGUAAACUGCUUAAAUGGAACUAAGGAAGUUCACAAGAACAUGAGAUAUGGAGUGUUCUCAGUAAGAGAGACUGACAGCAAACACUAAAAUUAGUGAGGUAUGAGCCAACAUGGGACGGGACAGGUCUUGCACGGUUAAAAAGGAACAAGAGAGAGAAAGUAAAAGAGAGAGAAGUCACUAAGGGCAUUUUCACACGUACCUUGUUUGGUUCCAACUUCAAAUCCAAAAUAUCUGACUAAAUGAACAAAAUUUAGCCUAACCAAAAAGAAGUGGUGAGCUGAACCAUGAUCCGGUUCGUCUGCUGUAUAAAAGCCCUUUUAUACACUUCUAGAUUGUUCAGACUAUUCUAAAGAAAGUUUUAUAUACAGCAGUCCUGGUGCAACAAACUAUGUUACAUUGAUGAUUCCUGUAUCUACUGUAACUGUAGAUUAACCCUUUAAAAAAAACAAGCCUGAAUUCAAGCACCUGUGCAUACAAAUUGGAGUCAAAUUGCAACAGGAAGGCAGGAUUUAUAGCACAGCAUGUGGGAAAGCUAAUUUCCAGACUCCCAACAUUCUAUAAAUGUGUCAGUGUAAAGUUAUAGAGAUGUAGGAGACACAGGAAAGUUCUUUACACUGCAUUUAUAUGCUUUUUAUACGUCAAAGCAUCGCAAUGAAUCCUAUUAAUGUACAAUGGGACAUGUUGGUUCUGUCAGGCGCAGCCCUGCAAUGAUUCAUGGGACCGAUUCUUUGAUUCCGGGGAGCCAAUAGUAACUUUAUGCUAGUGAAUCCAUCCAAUCUGAUUUUUUCAAUCCAAUCAGACGAGAGCAGGUGUUUGUAUUUACGUGUCAUCAGUGCAGCGUAUGAAACAUUCUUUCCGUAUUUAAAUGAAUUAAAACACACACAGGCGAUUUAAUUGGACAACGCAGGCAACGCCGCUGUUAAUGCCCACAUGUGGCCGAUUGAAGGGGGGUGUAUGUUCAUGUCUGUUAACGCGAUGGAGAAGUGUAAAUGCAGUGUAAAUCUGUUCACUAAACUGCAGUGUGAAACCAAAACCCAAAACUAACCAGAUUAAAUGCUCAGUAUAGUAUAUAGCACACAUUCUUGGUUCAGAUUGUGCCU
Molecule: messenger RNA, 2714 nt
Organism: Astyanax mexicanus (Mexican tetra)
Lineage: Eukaryota; Metazoa; Chordata; Actinopteri; Characiformes; Acestrorhamphidae
Gene: ptger4b
Product: prostaglandin E receptor 4 (subtype EP4) b
Exons: 2
Coding region: 160-1554 (464 amino acids)
Biological process (GO): negative regulation of inflammatory response; adenylate cyclase-activating G protein-coupled receptor signaling pathway; cellular response to prostaglandin E stimulus
Cellular component (GO): plasma membrane
Molecular function (GO): prostaglandin E receptor activity
Source: RefSeq, a predicted model, not a curated record